Molecule: messenger RNA, 213 nt
Organism: Linum trigynum
Lineage: Eukaryota; Viridiplantae; Streptophyta; Magnoliopsida; Malpighiales; Linaceae
Source: the annotation of a GenBank genome assembly
AUGCGAGGAGCUCUCUCCUCUCUCCGCUCACUAAGCGCCGCGAUCAGUCGCUGGCUAUGGGCGAUGGGGAUCGCCUUCUUCUCGAUCAGUUUGCAGAAUCAGGGCCUCUUCGACCACAGCGAGGGGAACGGUGCUGCGCAACGAGUACAAAGCGGCCACCGGUGGCAGAUCUACACAGCAAGACUGCACAGGGGCCAUCGAUUAAAGAUCUAA